This is a messenger RNA of Conger conger (European conger), 3506 nucleotides long. It is a transcript of the gene c1ql1l2, whose product is annotated as C1q-related factor. Gene Ontology annotation, molecular function: protein binding. NCBI's taxonomy places the organism in Eukaryota, Metazoa, Chordata, Actinopteri, Anguilliformes, Congridae. The record is from RefSeq and is a predicted model, not a curated record. The transcript has 2 exons. Bases 242 to 1021 code for a protein of 259 amino acids.
CGUCUCCCAUUCUCAGCGCGUGCGCGCGUGUGUGAGCAGCGAGUGUGUGUAUGUGGGUCUCUCUCCCUCCCUCACACACUCGGCGUCUCUCCUGGGAUCCUCGCAUCCCCUUCACCAGCAGCCGGCUCCCCCCCACACAGCAGUCACCAUUUCCGCCCCCGGGAGACCCACGCUGGCAGCUCAGCCGCUUCCCCGACUCAGCAUCGGGAGGAAGACCCUGGUGGCAGCAGCCGUGGGGGUCAUGCUCGUCCUGGUGCUGGUCGUCCUCAUCCCCGUGCUGGUGAGUUCAGUGGGCACGGAUACCAGCCACUACGAGAUGUUGGGCACCUGCCGCAUGGUGUGUGACCCCUACCUGAACAAGGGCACCACCACCAGCGCUAACAGCAUCCGAGCGGAGGCCGAGGCCUUGAGUGACCACAGCGUCGUGCCCCCACCAUCUACCCUGUUGCAGGGGCCGCAGGGGAAGCCAGGACGGCCGGGGAAGCCGGGGCCCCCGGGGCCUCCUGGGGAGCCUGGGCCUCCAGGACCGGUGGGCCCUCCUGGAGAAAAAGGAGACACUGGAAGGACUGGGAUACUAGGCCUGGGGGGGGACGGAGCUAUCAGCACGGCUACCUACACCACCAUCCCCCGGGUGGCUUUUUAUGCUGGGCUUAAGAACCCUCACGAGGGUUACGAGAUUCUCAAGUUCGACGAUGUUGUCACCAACCUGGGCAACAACUACGAUGGCUCCUCGGGCAAGUUCAUCUGUAGCAUUCCAGGUACUUACUUCUUCAUCUACCAUGUGCUGAUGAGGGGUGGUGAUGGCACCAGCAUGUGGGCAGACCUCUGUAAGAAUGGCCAGGUGAGAGCCAGUGCCAUUGCUCAAGACGCAGACCAGAACUACGACUAUGCCAGCAACAGCGUUAUUUUGCACCUGGAUGCUGGCGAUGAGGUCUACAUCAAACUUGAUGGGGGCAAGGCCCAUGGAGGGAACAACAACAAGUACAGCACCUUUUCUGGGUUCAUCAUCUAUGCCGACUGAAGGGGAGGGUUUGAAGACCAGAGCACUUUUUCAGAUUCUGUCUCUCUUUCUUUCUCUCCAUCUCUCUCUAUCUCUCUCUUUCUCCACUCUGAAAAUGGACUCUUUCUUUCAUCCUGAGGGUGCAGAGAAAGCUCUGAGUGGCACCCACUCUACAUGCUGGUGUUUUGCCCAGUCAGAUAUGCUGAAAAUUUUGUUUUCAAACAACUUUGCCAGAUUGAAAAAGCUGACCUUGUCUCCAUAGCAGAAAGGACACAGGCCUUCCAAUCCAGUCUGGAUUGACUUCACAGAGACCCCUGCCUUGCCGUCUUAUACCUCCUCCUAGCAUAUAACUAUUUUCCUUUGUCCAAACAUGUAAAAUAAGGAAGUGCAAAAAUCAUUGCAGCUAUUUCUUUGUGAAAUCUGUAGUACCUUAUAAGAAUAGCUUGUCUCUGAGGGCCUAAGUAUGCUUUGAGAUUGGGGACUCGAUGAAAGCACAGCAUUAUCUUAACAGAAGACAAAUUUGAAGGUCUCAGCUCAAGGGGGCAUUCUUUCUUUGACUGGCUGUUAUGAAUUUCACAUGGAACACAUUGCCACUUGGUGGUUGCAUAUUGUCAUGUUUGUUUUUUUUAAUGCAAUGCUUGCUGUAAGCACACCUGGCCAGACUUGUGGUUGAAUGUUGUUAAUGCAGGACCUUCCCGAGAAAACAUGGUUGCCCACAUGUUCUGCACUAUAACAAUUCCCAUCAGCACCCCCUGCCUUCUGUCCUUGUUUGUCUGUCGUGUCCCAUUGAUGGACUACUGUAUGCAUUUUUGGAAGGCCCCAAGUAUAUUAGAUAUUCUAGUUUUGACCUAGCAGUCCUUAAAAUGAAGUCUUGCGAUAUUGUAAUUUGUAACAGGCUUAAAGGUAGUAAUGACACAAGAAUCAAUACUUGAUCUUUCAUCCAUUAUCAAAUGUCUAAGUCAUCUGUUUUAUAGUUUCCAUGCCCUGGAAAUGUAUGAGCAUGUAUAGAACAAUAGGCUUUAGUCAAUUAUCUGAAGCCGGUUUGAAGCAUUUCACAUAGUUCAUUUAUCAAAUGGCUCAUCAGUGAAAAUAUGCCUCAUAGAAAUGGAUUAAAAACCCUUCUGAUUGAUCUCCAACUUGGAUUCAAAGAUUGGUUUACCAGCUACAAAUCCUCCUGCACUUACGUUGAUCACAUGGAAAGACUGCACUUGAAAUUCUUGUGAAAGUUUAGGAACUACACUUGAAAAGCUUGUGAUUGUUCAAAUUGUGAGUAUGUGUAUGAAUGUGUCAUUGCUAUAUGUUUUGUUGUCCUGGAUAUCCUUCAUGUCAAACAAUCACAGACAUCUUCAUCAGCCAAUGAGAUUGCAGUAAGUGGAGAGGUGAGAAUCUCUGAAUGCAGAUACAGAUUAAAACUUGUUAAAAUGCUUGUAAAUGAAAUGUGUUAUGUUUGUCAAUCUUUAUUUUUUUGGAAUUGUUCAAUAAAUUAUAAUAAUAAAUGGGAUUUUGGAGUUCCUUUUCUCAUAUGGAUUAUUUUGCCAUAUACUGUAUAUACACUCAGUGACCACUUUAUUAGGAAGACCUACACACCAACUUGUUAAUGCAAAUAUCAAAAAGCAUAAGAUAUGGUCAAGCGGUUCAGCUGUUUUUCAGUCCAAAUGUUAGAAUAGGGAAUAAAUGUGAUGUAAGUUACUUUGACAGUGGAAUGAAUGUUGGUGCCAGACAGGGUGGUUUGAGUAUCUCAGAAACCUGCUGAUCUCCUGCGAUUUUCACACACAACAGUCUUUAAAGUUUACAUAGAAUCGUACAAAAACCAAAAAGACAUCCAGUGAGUAGCAGUUCUGCGUGCAAAAACACGUUGUUAAAGAGAGAGGUCAGAGGAAAAGGGUUAGACUGGUCGAAGCUGACAGGAAGGUGACAGUAAUGCAAAUAACCACGCAUUACAACAGUGGUAUGCAGAAGAGCAUCUCUAAACACACAAUGUGUCAAACCUCUAAGUGGAUAGAAGAUCAACAAGUCUAAAAAAUAACUAAUAAAUACCUAAUAAAGUGCUCACUGAUUUUAUACACACACAGCUAAAUUAAUAAAGCAUUGAUACAGUGACACAAUUUUUGUUCUGUUUUGGCUCCAGCACAUUGGACUGGAAAUAAAACAUUGAAGAUGAGUUUAAAGUGACAGCUUUAAUUUAAGGGUACUUACAUACUGUAACUAUAAAAGUUAUAGGCAAAACAACUGUCACUGUGCCAAAACCUUUGCAUUUGAUUAUAUAUAUAAAGGUUAUUGCCAUUUUUUUUAGAUACACAGCAAGGAAACGGGAAAGAGAAAAAAUGGCAAAAGACCUAAGGUUGGACUGAAAUGGAUUGCUUCAUUUGCUGUAUACAUACAAUAGUGUGCAUGAAUAGAUAUUUGUCUUGUUUUUGUUUCUAAAAGGGUAUUACAAAAAGAGCAUUACUUGUCACUGGAGAUAAGUCAAGAACCAUUGAAAUAAAAAAUGUACUUCAGUGGUGCA